GCUCGCCUCCAUUCCCGGGAUGCGGUGCAACAGGUGAGUGCCUCAGCCAAACCCCCGAUUCCCCUCUAGACUUUUUCCUCUGUUUGCCAAACAAGCUGGCCAGAUUCUUUUGCGGGCAGGGGUCCGAGAAUCCCCCUUCCUUUUGCAGAAGUGCUGCAUCUCCUCGAGCUUGGCUCUAGCCAAAAUCGUGGAAAAUUCAUUUGGUAACGAAGCUGAGGGGCUGUUCUGAGGGACUGGAGAGGGGCGCUCAGGGAGGCUGGAUUGCAGAGGGGCACUCAGGGAGGCUGGAUUGGAGAGGGGCACUCAGGGAGGCUGGAUUGGAGAGGUGCUCAGGGAGGCUGGAUUGCAGAGGGGCACUCAGGGAGGCUGGAUUGCAGAGGAGCACUCAGGGAGGCUGGAUUGGAGAGGGGCACUCAGGGAGGCUGGAUUGCAGAGGGGUACUCAGGGAGGCCGGAUUGGAGAGGUGCUCAGAGAGACUGGAUUGGAGAAGAGCACUCAAGGAAGCUGGAUUCUCCAGAGAUGAGAACUCAGAGAGGCAGAGCCAGCGCAGCCAUUGGAGUGGAGGAACAGCUGCUCUGCCUGCGUCUCUUAGCUGUUCCCAGCUCCGAGGAGGAACUGGCCAAAGCGCGUGGCGGACAAAUCCCCGUCAUCCCGAGCUCUGUGGCCAGCUGGAGACCGGGCUCCGGAGGAGGCUGCCAUCCAGGGCCCUGCCGGCGUAUUCCAAGGCUCGUUCUCUCCCUGUCCCCAUCGCUUCUCAGCGGUGAGCACAUGGCUAUCAUUUGUCUCCCCCCUCCGCUUCGCAUUUCUGCCUUGUUCAGGCACCUCUCCAACCCUUGAGGGAGCCCUUGGGACUCUGAGAGGAUGUGCCAAGCGGGAGGCCUGUUGCUUUUGUAAAAAUUAGGGAAAAAGUCCUCCCCCUCUUCCCUCCUCCUUGCCUCCCCCUCGUCCCCCACCCCCACUCUCAGCAGUGAGGUAGGAAAAGUGAGAGCAAGUGACAUCAUGGAUGGGAGGGACCAGGAGCGCUUCUUAACGGAGAGAGCUAGCUCCCAGACAGCCCAGACAGGCUCGGCAGCUCGGCUCGGCUCGGCUCGGUCCCCUCCAGUCCGGUCCGGUCCAGCGCGGCCCGGCCCGGCCCUGCCGUUUCCUCCCCCCUCAUGGCGGGGCUCAGCAUGAGCAACGGCAGCGCGGAGCUGCCCGGGUACCGGGCUCUGGACGCUUCCCCCGUGCGCCUGCUGCAGCCCCUGUGGGACGUGGUCAGGGCCCGAGAGGGGCUGCUGCAGUCUCCCUUCUUCCCGGUGCUGUUCUCCGGCGCCACCUACACCGCCUUCUGCCUGCCCUUCGUGGUCCUGGACUUGGUGGGCGCCCGCGCGCCCGCGCUGAGGAAGUACAAGAUCCACCCGAACUUCUACCCGUCGGCGGGCCAGCUCCUGCUCUGCCUGCUGCACACGCUCUACCAGCACGUCGUCUUCAUCCUCCCGGUGACCGUGCUCCGCUGGCACUGGGGCCCGCCCAGCUGGCCGGCCGCGGCCCCGGGCCUCUGCGAGCUCCUGUCCCACGUGACGGCGUGCCUGCUGCUCUUCGAUGCCGAGUUCUUCGUCUGGCACGUGCUGCACCACAAGGUGCCCUGGCUCUACCAGACCUUCCACAAGGUCCACCACAAGAACACGGCGCCCUUCGCGCUGGCCACGCAGUACCUGAGCGUCUGGGAGCUCUCCUUCCUGGGCUUCUUCAGCUCCCUGAACCCCACGCUGCUGGGCUGCCACCCCCUCACCACCAUGAUCUUCAACGUGGUCAACAUCUGGCUGUCCGUGGAGGACCACUGCGGCUACGACUUCCCCUGGUCCACUCACCGCCUGGUGCCCUACGGCUGGUACGGCGGGGUGUCCCACCACGACAUGCACCACAGGAAGAUCAAUUGCAACUACGCCCCCUAUUUCACCCACUGGGAUAAGUUACUGGGGACCCUGAACUCGGGCUUCUCCGCGGGAAACGCCCCGACCCCGGGCCCGUGGAACUGAGCCCUCCCCGGGGGGGCAGGUGAACAAACCGGAGGGUCCCGCUGUGAGGGAGAGAUGUUGCCUAGUUAGAAGCUCCGAGAGUUGGGAUGUCGGGUAUUCUGACAGCCUGAGCGCAUUCAUUUCCAACGAGAAGGAUGCAAGGUUAUAUAUAGAGCUCGAGAUGCACAUAUAUAAAAAAAGAAAUCUCUCUGUAAAUAUCAGUGUCUAACUAAGCCGAGAGAACGGUGUAGACUUGACCUUGAACGCCAAUCCUCUGAGGAUUGGAACCCGGUACCCGGGACGGCCUGAGCUGCUGCUCCUUGUCGGAGGUCGCUCCGCGGAGGUCGAACCCGGGACCACCUGGGCCCCGUACUAGAAGGGAUCGCUGAGCCGGGCUCGCCCGCUUCCAGAAGGGGCUUCGUAGAGCAUCCGUCUGCCUCGUCUAUUUAUAAUCUGUGGCGCUGAUUCUGCUGGACAGUGAAUGAGCCGAGAAAAAGUUUCUAUUUUUCCUUCCUUUGCACUAGAAUCUGUAUUUAUACUGUACCGUCCGAUGUGAUGUUUGUGUUUCUGAUUUUUUUCAACGAGACGAAACAAAAACGAAACAAGCCCUCCCAAAGCAAAACGGACAGAAUGACGCUUGUUUUAUGUGCUUGGUUUCUUGAGGUGGGGGUACGUCCGCUCCUUAUGUGCUGUCUGGAUGUGGGCAAGUAUCUCCCCCUCUGAGUGCCUCAGUUUCUCUCUCUGUCAGAGGAGAGGGAGUUAGAUUAGAAGAUUCCGGGAGCCCUUGCAGCUGAGGCAUUCAGCUCUCUGGUAAAACAGGAGGGAGAGAAGGGGGGAAGAGUGGAGAGAGGAGGAUGCUGUCUGCUAAGCAACGGGGCAGCCGGAAUGGAGCUGGUGCUUGCGGGAUGCCUGCCCACAGGCAAGGGGGGAGCGAGCAGUCUCAGGGAAGUAGUUUUGAUUUUUCUUGGGGGAGGGGCAGGAAGAAAGCUUUCUCGGGGUGAUGGAGCGGAUGCCUUUACGGAAGCGCCUGUGCCCCCCGACACCUUCUGCGGGCUGCGCAGAAGCCGAUAGCAGGAAGGGUGAAUAUUGGGGGCAGCUCAGCCCCGGCGGUCGGCGCCGGCCCAGCCUCGGAGGAACUGUCUGGUAGCGCGGGGCUGCGGGGAAAGGGAGAGCCGGCCUCGGCUGACAGGACAGUGUUCGUCACCAGCGGAAAGAAAACCCGCCGGACGCAUUUUAAAUGCACCAGAGGAGCUCGAUCUGAAGAACCGCGAGCAGCGUUGGGGAUGAAGGCUGCCUGGGAAGGUGGAGGAGGUGGGCUCAGCCUGGCCGCUUCCCCGUGCUCCCUGAGGAGGGGAGGGGCCGAACAUGGGACCAUUCCGGCCUGAGUGCUGAUGGAGACCUUAGAGUGGGGCCUCGCUUCAUUUUCCGGACAGAACUGAGAGCCCAAGAGGCUCUGACUUAGCCAGGGUCACCCCAGAGCUGGGAUUCAAAGCCAGAUUCUCCAACUCCAACUCCCUUGAUCCCUGUGUCAUGUCAAAUGGGAAAACAAGGAGCCUAUGACUAUGAAGCGUGUGCUGCAGGUUUGAGAAGGGCCAGUCCUUCAUCUUUUUAGCUCCAAGGAAUCCAGUCCUUUGGGGACAUAGGAAAACCUAAACUGUUUCAUGAAAUGGGAAUCCUCACGUACACAUUUAUUUCCUGUUUUAGCAGCCCUAGCCCCUGAGCUGUAUGUUCAUAUCUUUCUCUUUCCCAUCCUCUAACCUAUCAUUCUGUUUGUCUCUGUUCUUCUAUUUGUGUGUCAGUCUAUCUAUCCAUCUAGCCAUUCAUCCAUCUCUCUACAGACUGUCUAUCUUUCUGUUUAUAUUAUCUAUUCCAUCUAUUUAUCCAUUUAUCUAUUCAUUUAUCUAUCCAUCCUAUCCAUCUGUCUACUCAUUCAUUUAUCUUAUCCAUCCGUCUGUCUCUAUUAUCUAUCUAUCCACCUGUCUAUUCAUCUAUUUGUUUUCCUUUCUUUCUUUUUCCUCCUUCCUCCUUUCAUCUUUCUUUCCUCCUUUCCUCCUUUCCUUCUUUCCUCCUUUCCUUCCUUCCUUCCUUCUUCCUUC
This is a messenger RNA of Antechinus flavipes (yellow-footed antechinus), 4093 nucleotides long. It is a transcript of the gene CH25H, whose product is annotated as cholesterol 25-hydroxylase. The record is from RefSeq and is a predicted model, not a curated record. The transcript has a single exon. Bases 1155 to 2018 code for a protein of 287 amino acids. Lineage: Eukaryota; Metazoa; Chordata; Mammalia; Dasyuromorphia; Dasyuridae. Gene Ontology annotation, biological process: sterol biosynthetic process; cholesterol metabolic process. Gene Ontology annotation, molecular function: steroid hydroxylase activity; C-4 methylsterol oxidase activity; iron ion binding.